AUGAGUGACGACUUUGAUCAUAGCUCUCAAGACUCCAGCAAGAGAGCCCUAAGUAUGGGCAACGAAACUUCACUGGAUGUGAAGGACCAGGAUGUGGAUUUGAUGUACCCAGACGAAUAUAUCCCCACGGAGAAGGAAAUGCAUCCCAUCUACAGACACUUGGACUAUCGGAUCAUACCUGCAUGUUGGGUACUUUACUUCUUAGCGUCAUAUGGGUCGUCUGCUUACGGUAACACGUUGACUAUGAACUAUGAGAAAGGACACUCCUUGGCACAUUCUCUUAAUUUGACCACUCACGACACGUCCACUGCCACCGCUCUCUAUUAUGUGGCGUACAUCAUUUUCGAUCUACCAAUGAACCUCAUAAUGACUCGUGCCUCUCCACAGAUAUGGUUGUCCAGAAUUAUCAUCAGUGUCGGUAUCGUGUAUAUGUGUUAUGCGGCAUUGCACAAUGGACGUGGCUUGAUGGCAAUCAGGUUUAUGACGGGAUUUGCAGACGCAGGCACGUGGCCAGGCCUCUCCUACUACAUCUCCCUCUGGUACCCUGAACACAGGACUGCCCGCAGAAUCGGCUACUACUUUACAGCUGCGCAGCUAUCUGCAGCUGCAGCUGGUCUAGUUGCAGCUGGGUUUCAACGUAUGGAUAUGGACAGAGGGCUAUAUGGUUGGAAAUGGUACUACAUAGUGUAUGGUGCAAUCACUGUGUUUGUUGGAAUCUUACUUAUAUGGUGGUUGCCCGACAGACCUUCAUACCUCAAAUCUUCGGAGGCCAACAUGUUGAGUUUUAGGAGGUACCUACCAGACGGCCUCAUGAAAUACUUUAGGCCCAUCCAACCGUUAAACAAACGUGAGAGAAGAUUACAUCAUUUGGAUAUGCAAUAUAGAUACAAGAAUGUCAAAUGGGGAGUUAAGGACGUGGUAAAUAUCAUUAUUGACUUUAGAACGUGGCCUUUAGUUAUGAUGUAUUUUGGAGUCGUUGGUACGGGUUUUGGUUUGGCAGUUUUCGCAACAACAUUGAUUAGGGCCAACCAUCCUGGCUUAUCAGGUAUAGAUGUUUCUCUCUUGUAUGCACCGAUUUGGUUAUUUGAUUUCGCUAGUAUCAUAAUCACCACACCAAUUGCGGAUAGGUAUAAGAAAUGGAGACAUUUUAUCUUUUGUUUCUUCUCCAUGUUGAUUAUCACUGGUUUAUUAAUCACUUCCUAUGCCCAUGGUCCAUGGAAUAGGUAUGCCGGUUUAUUGAUUGCUGGUUUUGGUUUAGGACCAACUGUCCCAAUUACAAUGACAUUAACGUCUCAAAUUAUGACUGCCAGAUAUGGUGAUGUUGGUUCUGCUGCUGCUGCUGCAAUUGUUUCUGGUUUGGGUAAUUUGGGCACAGUUGCUGCAACGUAUGCAUUGUAUUCCGGUUGGCCUGCAGAUAAGGCCAGACUGUACAGAGAUUCCAAUAUGAUGUUAAUCUUGAUUCUGGGUGUCAGCAUAGUUUCUGCCAUUGUCUGCUGGUACAUCAUGGAGAAAAUAGACAACGGAAUGUACAAUGAAAAGCGUAAGUACGUCGAGGCACAAACUGAACUGUAG
Messenger RNA from Pichia kudriavzevii, 1572 nucleotides. RefSeq lists its product as uncharacterized. Gene Ontology annotation, cellular component: membrane. The transcript has a single exon. Gene Ontology annotation, molecular function: biotin transmembrane transporter activity; solute:proton symporter activity; dethiobiotin transmembrane transporter activity. NCBI's taxonomy places the organism in Eukaryota, Fungi, Ascomycota, Pichiomycetes, Pichiales, Pichiaceae. Gene Ontology annotation, biological process: biotin import across plasma membrane. Bases 1 to 1572 code for a protein of 523 amino acids. The record is from RefSeq and is a predicted model, not a curated record.